CCCAAAGACUGGGACACUUUUGUUGAAAUGUAUCAAGACGUUCUUGAACAUUUUGCAAUGCAGUCUCCAAUCAUUCUGUACAGUCUUACUCAAGCCAAGAAGUUCUCCAAAAUCUGUGAGGUUGGUGUUGGCCCAGGCCUUGCAGCGAGAAUGUUCAUCAGUAGCAUUAUGAAGAAGGGUGCCUUCUACUUCUGCAGUGAUCUGUCUGACGAAAUGAUCAAAGGUUUCUAUGACAACUUCCAGAGCUGUGACUCAGCUCUGAAUCCAAGAAAUAAGUUGGAGAUGAUCGAAGACUUUGAAACUAUUGACACCAACAAGCACAUCAAAGAGAUGGGAGAUGAAAUUGAGAAGAAGUUGUUUUUGGUCAAAGCAAACAAUGAGAAGCUUCCAUAUCCAGAUGAAUGCUUUGAUUUAUAUCUCUCCAGCUUGUCGUUGCAUUUGGUUGAUAAUUACAUGAACCAGUUAGAGGAAGCAUAUCGAGUUUUAGAAAUUGGAGGAGUGGCAGGAUUUACAGUUCCCGGGAGACUUGAAAAUUGCACCAAUCUCAACUUUGUACCUAGUGUACUUCAAAGCCUGGGGCACGAGCUCCCAGCUUCAUCAAACAAACCUGCAACUCAUCUAAGUGACAAAGGAAAUAUCUAUAAAGAUUUUAGAAAAGUCGAAUUUAACAUUGUAAAAAUGUAUUAUACAGAGACAAACCAUACCUCUGAAAACGUAACGGAGAUGGUAGAUGUUAUAAUAAAAUCACCAAUUUUCUCAAACAUUUUGGAUAACUUGACAGAGGAACAAAAGUCAGAAUUCUACGAUGAACUUGACUUACAAUGGACCUUGAAGUUUGGCCCUCAAACAACAGAGACGUUAAAGCUGGAUAUUCUCGUUGUUAUCGCCACCAAAUAAUCGGAUAUUACAUUCACCCAUCUAGAUCUAAACUGUCUCGCUUAAUAUUAAGCUCCAAAAUCAGACAUUAUCCAUUUUAAAUUUAUUUCCUUUG
This is a messenger RNA of Moneuplotes crassus, 991 nucleotides long. NCBI's taxonomy places the organism in Eukaryota, Ciliophora, Spirotrichea, Euplotida, Euplotidae. The record is from the annotation of a GenBank genome assembly.